CUGUCAUUUUUGUCCUCAAGUUAUGAAGUUAUGUGUUUACUAUUUUCCCUUGUUUGCUAUAAAUAUUGAAUGUUUUAAAGGGUCCUAAUUUUGAAAUAUUCUUUAUUGUAAAAAACAAAACCUUGAAUUCCAUAGUUUAUAGGAUAUUAAGUAACUUUUACUAAUAUCUGGUUCGGUUAAUACGGUUACUCUUUUGUAAGUGUCCAAAAUGCCCCAAUCAGUAGAACAGACCCCGGGGUCUCAGCGCUUGACCAACGAUGACUUCCGUAAGUUGCUUAUGACGCCCCGUUCGGCCCCCGCGAAUGCCCCAGCGGCUCCGGGAUCCAUCAAAGAAGCCAUGCAGAAUAGUUCGAGUAUGCCACCGCCUAAAAUUGAGGACAAGCAUGAAGCAAGGAAGAAAAGAAAAAGCUUUUAUGCAAAAUUAAAAAAACAAGAGGAUACUCGAAUGGCCGAAUUAACUGAGAAAUACAGAGAUAGGGCAAGUGAAAGGCGAAAGGGAGAAAAUCCGGAUUAUCAGGCUGAUGAUCCAGUUUCUACAGCUCAAGCAUACAGGGCUGUUGCACCAGAUUUAAAAUCUGGUUUUGAUGCUGCUGAAAGAAGAAGACAAAUGAUACAAGAGUCUAAGUUCUUGGGUGGUGACAUGGAGCACACUCACUUGGUAAAAGGUCUCGAUUAUGCCCUUCUUCAGAAAGUCAGGAGUGAAAUUCAACAAAAAGAAUUUGAGCAGGAGCAGGAGUUAGAAAGACUGGUUUCUGAAUCUGAAGAGAAAAAGAAGGAAAAAGAAAGAAAAGAUCUCUUAAAAAAAGAGGAGGAAGAGAUGAAGUUUAAAACUAAGCUAGGAAGAUCUAUAUAUCAUACAGUUCAAGUUUUAAAAUCAAGAACUAUUGAAAGGUCAGAUAUGUUUGUUCCAGGAAGAAUGGCUUAUGUUAUUGAUUUAGAUGAUGAUGCUGAUACAGAUAUUCCGACAACUUUAAUGAGAUCUGUAGCUGAUGUUCCUUCAUUCGAAUUGACCACCACAUUGUCAACAAAUGACAUAGUCAUUAACAAGCUGACGCAGAUUUUGAGCUACUUAAGACAAGGUAAUCGUAAAAAGAAUAAGCAUAAGCGAGCUUUAGAAGAUGCAAACGAGAAAGAAGAAGAAGAAGUUGAGCCGACUAAGAAAUCAUCAAAGAGGUCUAGUAACCAAGACGACUCAAUUUAUGGCGACAUUGGAGAUUAUGUGCCAUCGCGCAGCAGCCAUAAGCACAGGGAUCAUCAUAGAGAGUCUAGGUCAAGCAAACAUGAUAGAAAUUCUUACUUUGAUAAGCAGGACCAUAGGGAAUCUGUUGACAAUGCUGCCCCAUCAUACAGAGUUAACAAAUCAGCAGAAAUUCUUACCAAACUGCAACAAGAGCCUGAAGGAUAUGCUGAAUGCUAUCCUGGCUUGGAAGAAAUGAAUGAUGCUAUCGACGACAGUGAUGACGAAGUUGAUUACUCCAAAAUGGACCUUGGUAAUAAGAAAGGUCCUAUUGGUCGCUGGGACUUUGACACUGCAGAAGAAUAUUCCGACUAUAUGAACCAGAAGGAGGCUUUGCCAAAGGCGGCGUUCCAGUAUGGUCUUAAAAUGGCCGAUGGCAGAAGGUCCAGAAAACAUAAGGACAAGAAUGAAAAGGCUCACUUGGACAGAGAAUGGCAAAAGAUUCAAAAUAUUAUUCAUAAGCGGAAUUAAGAGAAACAUGGCUUAUAUGUUUGAUUUUGCCAAUGGGUAAAAAUAUAUACUAUAUAGUUUAUGCAAAAUAUUAGUGUAUAAUUAGACAUAGACAAAGAACUAACCCUGAUAGCAUGAAAUAUCUAUUAAAACAUUUUGUUAAAUAUUUAGA
Messenger RNA from Anthonomus grandis grandis, 1859 nucleotides. RefSeq names its product protein Red (gene beag). NCBI's taxonomy places the organism in Eukaryota, Metazoa, Arthropoda, Insecta, Coleoptera, Curculionidae. The record is from RefSeq and is a predicted model, not a curated record. Gene Ontology annotation, cellular component: nucleus. The coding region runs from base 209 to 1708 and encodes 499 amino acids. Gene Ontology annotation, biological process: mRNA splicing, via spliceosome. The transcript has 9 exons.